This is a messenger RNA of Trifolium pratense (red clover), 3029 nucleotides long. Its product is annotated as U-box domain-containing protein 17. Gene Ontology annotation, cellular component: nucleus; cytoplasm. The record is from RefSeq and is a predicted model, not a curated record. Gene Ontology annotation, biological process: protein ubiquitination. The transcript has a single exon. Lineage: Eukaryota; Viridiplantae; Streptophyta; Magnoliopsida; Fabales; Fabaceae. Gene Ontology annotation, molecular function: protein binding; ubiquitin-protein transferase activity. Bases 676 to 2841 code for a protein of 721 amino acids.
GAGGGUUGACAAGGUGUACUUACCCAUCUUUAAUCUUCUCUUUCUUACUGUAUUUCUCUUUUCCCUUAUCUUGCAAAGAAAAAAAAAAAAACAAAAAUGAUAAAAUAAAAAUUGAAUGGACCAGAUGAAUCUACAUCUACGUAACAUAACCAAUUAGUCAAACUUAGGAAAGUCAUUUUCAGUUUCACCUAGGCUGUAUUUUUUUAUUUUCCACGUUACACAAAAUUUAGAAAUUAGAAAAUUGAAAUAAAACAAAAAAGUCUUUGGAAUUUCAGUCAUAUUUUUUAAUUUCUUAUUUUAUUUUCUUUUUCUCAUACGCGGAUUCGGCCGAAUUCUUUUUUUCUAAUUUUCUCAAUCUCAAUCUUCUUCCAUCUUUAUCUAUUUGUUCUUCUUAACCCUUUCAACAUUCAAACCAACAUAACAACAAUAACUGUUUCAUAGUUUUUCUAUUCUUGUCUAUGUUGUUAACAUAAUUUUCUCAGAAAAGAUAAAAUUUUCCCAGAAAAGAAAAUUCCACAGAUCUGAUUGUUGUCGAAAAUUUCGCAAGUUUUCGUUUUUCUUCCUUAAAAUUGAUUGAUUCACGAAAUUAUUAUCUGGGUCUUGAAGAUUAUAUUCAUAAGGGUGAAUUUUCGAAGGUGGGUUUAGAAACCCUAGAAUUUUGAUUUCAAAAUUGAAAUGGCUUCAGGGGCAAUUUUCUCGUCGCUGCGGCGGCGAAGAUCACCGACGUUGGAAGCUUUUCUUGCUCCGGUUGACUUAAGCGACGUUGCUUUGGUUCAGACUCUUGUAACGGUGGUGAACGAGCUUGUGUGUUGUUUUUCAAAGCGUUCUUUUUUCUUUCAGAGGAAAAAUACUCGUUCUUUGGUUAGAAAAAUUGAGGUUUUUCAAGUUCUUUUGGAGUAUUUGAAUGAUUCGGGUUCGUGUUCGGGUUCUGGUUUUCCACCUACAGCUUUGCUUUGUUUGAAGGAGCUUUAUUUGUUGCUGUAUAGGUCCAAGAUUCUUCUUGAUUACUGCGCGCAAUCGAGUAAGUUAUGGCUUUUGCUUCAGAAUCAUUCGAUUUCGGGUCAUUUUCAUGAUUUGAAUCAAGAGAUAUCGACUCUUUUGGAUGUUUUUCCUGUUAAGGAUGUUGGUUUGAGUAAGGAUGUUAGGGAACAGGUUGAGCUUUUGUUGAAGCAAUCAAGGAGGGCUAAGCUAUUUAUAGAUAUGGAAGAUGAUGCUCUUAGGAUUCGAUUCUUUUCGUUUCUUGAUGAGUUUGAGAAUGGGAGGAUUCCUGAUUCGGCCGAAUUGCGUUCUUUUUAUGUUGAUAAGUUGCAGGUUAUUGAUGCUGCUAGUUGUAGAACUGAAAUUGAGGCUUUGGAGGAGCAGAUUGUUAACCAUGAGGGUGAUAUUGAGCCUACAAUUUCGGUGCUUAAAGGGUUUGUAGCUAUGACUCGGUAUUGUAGGUUUUUGAUUUUCGGAUUUGAGGAAGAUGAGCUUGAUUUGGAAAAUGGAAGUCAGAAGAAGAAUCCUAAGAAGGGUUUGAUUACUCAAGAGAUUGCUGAUACAUUUUUAACUGUUCCAAAGGACUUUUGUUGUCCGAUAUCAUUGGAUUUGAUGAGAGACCCGGUGAUUAUUUCCACGGGUCAAACUUAUGAUAGGAGUUCCAUUUCUAGGUGGAUGGAUGAAGGGCAUACAACUUGUCCGAAAACAGGUCAAACGCUUGCUCACACUCGUCUUGUCCCAAAUCGUGCCUUGAGGAAUUUGAUUGUGCAGUGGUGUAGUGCUCACGGAAUCCCCCUUGAUCCACCAGAAGUUAUGGAUGCAAUGGGUGAAGCUUUUGCAUCUGCUUGUCCCACCAAAGCCGCCCUCGAAGCCAAUAGAGCCACUGCAAAUCUUCUCAUUCAACAGCUAGCUAAUGGAUCACAAUCUGGAAAGACUAUUGCUGCUCGGGAGAUUCGGUUGCUUGCUAAAACCGGCAGAGAAAAUCGUGCCUUCCUUGCAGAAGCGGGAGCGAUUCCUUAUCUUCGGAACUUAUUGGCGUCGCCUAGUUCUGUUGCUCAGGAGAAUUCAGUUACUGCAUUGCUCAACUUAUCCAUUUACGACAAGAACAAAAGCCGCAUCAUGGAUGAGACAGGUUGUCUCGGAUCAAUUGUCGCCGUGUUGAGAUUCGGGCAUACAACAGAAGCAAGGGAAAACGCUGCUGCAACAUUGUUCAGCUUAUCAGCCGUCCAUGACUAUAAAAAGAUAAUCGCGGAUGAGACCGGAGCCGUUGAAGCCUUGGCAGGGCUUUUGCAAGAUGGGACUCCAAGAGGAAAGAAAGAUGCAGUAACAGCUUUGUUCAAUCUUUCGACACACACUGAGAAUUGUGUUAGAAUGAUUGAGGCAGGAGCAGUAACAGCUCUAGUUGAGGCUUUGGGGAACGAAGGAGUUGCUGAGGAAGCAGCAGGUGCACUAGCCUUGAUCGUCCGACAGCCUUUUGGAGCCAAAGCGGUAGUCAGUCAGGACGAGGCAGUAGCAGGAUUGAUAGGAAUGAUGCGUUGUGGAACACCACGGGGCAAAGAGAACGCAGUCGCAGCAUUGCUCGAGUUAUGUAGGAGUGGAGGUUCAGCUGCAACCGAAAGGGUGGUUAAGGCACCAGCUUUGGCCGGAUUACUUCAAACCCUACUAUUUACCGGGACAAAGCGAGCAAGACGAAAAGCCGCGUCACUUGCUAGAGUGUUUCAGAGAUGUGAAAAUGCAUCUUUACAUUUUGGCGGAUUAGGUGUAGGCUAUGCAUAUGCUAGCAAUUCAGCUCAAACUAGGGAUUCAAGCUUUGUUUCGGGUGAUGUUUCAGUACCUAUGUCCAUCUCUGUACCUGUAUUAUAGUUGGUAAUGCUUCUGUAUUUGUAAUUUUUACAAUUUUUAUUAGAUGUUUUUACAGAUUCUUUCAUUGAAACAUAAAUAAUAAAAAAAUGUUAGCAAUACCAUAUGUAUUCUAAGAGAUCUAUGAAUGUUGUAAUGUUGAAUUAUAUGAAAGAUAGAAUAGAGAAUGCUCUACAAAAGAGUUUAGACCA